This is a messenger RNA of Carassius carassius (crucian carp), 1627 nucleotides long. Its product is annotated as neurexophilin-2. Gene Ontology annotation, molecular function: signaling receptor binding. Bases 661 to 1512 code for a protein of 283 amino acids. The transcript has 2 exons. The record is from RefSeq and is a predicted model, not a curated record. NCBI's taxonomy places the organism in Eukaryota, Metazoa, Chordata, Actinopteri, Cypriniformes, Cyprinidae.
CGCGCUGUCGGCACAGAUUGCACGUUUCAUAUUUUAACGCGGCGAACAGCUGUGAGAAGAGAUGCACUUUAAAGCCAUUCAAAAUUAAAAAAAAAUUUUGGGAAGAUUUGUUCAUCUUUUUCAUGCUAUUUGUAUGCAUCGCUUUCUUGCCAAGUUAUGCAUCCCUGAAGAACCUCGUCUAUAUUAGCGUAACCGUGGCAUAUGUGUGGAUUAAUAACUUAGUGAAUGCAAAAUUCAAUUGGAAUAUAAGAAGUAGGUACGCCAACUUUUGGCACCGUUCUGAUGCACGUUCGGCGCGCGCGCGCGCGAGAGAGAGAGCUCGAGACGCAAAGUCUACACUGAGCGUGCGCUUGGGAGUGAGAGAGAACGCAACACAGUUCAUUUUUUAAACAGCGAACGGCGCGGUAAUGAGGGCAUUAGGCGAGAACGCCAGCUGACAGCACAAGUUUGCACCGUUCCCACGCCAACUUUUCACCUCCGUAAACCUGCGAAUGGAUGUGCGCUUCACUAAUGACAAGGACUUCAAGAGCUGAACCUGCUCGGCUGCCUUAAUAACUCCGAGAGCGCUGGUUUACUCUCGCAGACAGUCACAGAGUUCGUUCCUCUCGGAUGUUUUCUGCUCGGUUUAUGUCUGCUCAACGGGACUAGUGUUCGCGAACGAUGAGGCUGCUCUGCUGGAGCGUUCUGCUGCUCAUCCACUGGAUUCUGAGAAAGGUGCAUGGCUUGGAGAAACACGUGGGCAAACCUCUGGAUUAUCUGGAGCAGGGAGCGUCCAGCACAGUCUUCAAGAGCCUCCCGUACUCUGUUCCCGCUCCGUCAGGAGCCGUCAAACCUCCACACCAGACCUCCAGGAUAUUCUCCACGCUGGACCACACGCCCACGAAGCCCAAACCACCCACCUUCAGCUUCCAGAACCCCUACGAAUGGGUGCGAAACCAGUCGCAGCUCCAGGAUCACACAGGCUACCGUCCCAAACGCAAACCCUCCCUCAAAACCUCCAUGAAGACUAAAAAGAUCUUCGGCUGGGGCGACUUCUACUUCAACGUCAAGACGCUCAAGUUCAGUCUGCUGGUGACGGGGAAGAUCGUGGACCACGUCAACGGGACGUUCACGGUCUACUUCCGCCACAACUCCUCCAGUCUCGGGAACGUGUCGGUGAGCAUCGUUCCUCCGUCCAAAAUCGUAGAGUUCGAGGUUCUCCAGAAGCCUCUUCACCCGGAGAUCCAGUUCCACCAGCAGCACCAGUCCACCGUCGACCCCAAAGACAUCAAAGCCUUCAACUGUCGCGUGGAGUACGAGAAGACGGACCGCUCCAAGAAGCCCAAACCCUGCCUAUACGAUCCAUCGCAGACCUGCUUCACUGAAAACACCCAGUCGCACUCGUCCUGGCUCUGUGCCAAACCCUUCAAAGUCAUCUGUAUCUUCAUCUCCUUCUUCAGCAUCGACUACAAGCUGGUGCAGAAGGUCUGUCCGGACUACAACUUUCAGAGCGAGCAUCCGUAUUUGGGAUGAGGCAUUUUCCAUCUGCGUUUUAUUUCUAUAUAUGACCCUCACUCUUAAAAAUAAAGGGGCUUCACAAUGCCAUAGAAGAACCUUUAACAUCUGAAGAUUAUUGGAACCAAAAAUG